Struthio camelus australis is the source of this 2124-nucleotide messenger RNA. The record is from RefSeq and is a predicted model, not a curated record. Lineage: Eukaryota; Metazoa; Chordata; Aves; Struthioniformes; Struthionidae.
UACUGCCGGAUGUGCCGCCAGGCGGGCUGCGGGCAGUGCGUGUCUGAGGAGCACCAAGGCAUCUUCCACUCCGUCAACCUCAUAGACACUGUAUACCAGGAGGAAAAAUUAACCUUCUUCAGUAGUCUGAAAAAAUUGAGAAUAAUAAAUGAGAAGCUGAUGAAUGAAAUCUCAAGUCAUCCAAAUGAUACUGACAUAAUGCUGACCAAUGAGGCAGAGGUAAUUGCACUGGAAUUUGGAGAAAUAUUCAAAACUCUGGAAAUGAAGAAAAAACAAUUGCUAGAAGAUAUUGAAAACCAAAGAAGUAAAAAAGAGAAAGAAUUUCAGAUUUGGAAGAAAAUGAAGGAAACUCACAAGAAAACCAUUGAGAAUUUUCUGAAGGAUUGUGAAAAGCUUGUUCAGGAAUGUGAUCCUCAGUGUUUCCUGGAGGUGGCCUGUGGCUUGAAUACAAGAAUGAAAACUCAGCUUGACCUGAUGAAUAUAGCAUCCAGCUAUGAGAAACCACCAGAGUAUACCCAAAAGAAAAUGGAUAUCAAACCUGUGGUUAAUGAAAUCUUGGCCUUGAAGUUAAUACCAGUUAAUGUAGGCGUAGUUAAAGAUGUACCUUCUCGAGGAAGUGAGAACUCAAUUAACAAUAUGUUACUUAAAAAUAACGUAAAACAAUGGAAGGACCAGAAAAAUACACACGGCACAUUUCAUCCAGUAGCAGGACAAGAGGAAGUACUGACGGAUGGUGGUCAGAUAUGUACUCGCUUAAUGUCAAUAUCAGAAAUGUCAGCGUUUCAAAAUAUGAGUCAUGAGGAGCUUCGUUACAAAUAUUACAUGGAACAUCGGAAGCUAUCUGAUGAGUUCAAGACACAAACUCUACCUGCAAGUAAAAAGUAUAAAUGUGUAACCACUGAGACUUUGAAGGAUAAGUCUUCAGGAGUUCCUUUUGUAUCUUCACCUACCAAAGCAAAUAAUGCAGACAGAGGAAAAAAGGGAAGCUUGCAAAGAGCAGAUGGCUUUGAGAUAAGCUUUUUCAGUACUAGCAAUCACAUCUUUCCGACCCCCGACUUGAAUUCUUCUGAAACAAAUGGUAACUUUAAAUUUUUUCAUGAAAAAAGGUCCCAGGAAACAAGCACACUGGCCUUAUCAGAGAACUUUAACAGCUUAGUCAUUAAAGAGGAAAUACCGCAGUUGUCAGCAGUUACAAUUUCUAAUGAAAUGGAUGCAAAUUCCAGCACUUCAUCUGGCUUAAAACCAUCAGCAUCAGUACCUGUUCCUGCUUCAGGUUCAGCAUUUUCAGAUGUUUCUGCAGAGAGACUUUCUGCUUCACCUUUUGCUUUCAGUACAUGUAGCAACUCAUUACCAAGACUUAUUAAAGAUGCAGCUACAGUUUCCUUUACAAAGAAAGACAGUAAAUCUACUUGGAAACGUGAUCCUGAGGAUAAAAUAGAUGACCAGGAUGAAACCAAAUUUACAAAACUGAAUUCUGUAACUAAAACUACUGUUUCUGAUGCUUCAGCCAGCCCAGAAAUGCUUUUCUCUAGAAGCGGUACUAAAAAACCUGAAAAAAAGAAAACAGAAUCUCAUGACAAAACACUCCUAAAUCUAGAAAAAUCGGUGUCUCCAGAACGUACAGAGCUUGUUUCUAAACAUAAUCGUCCAAAACAUGCAGAUUCUUUCUUUCCCAUGAACUCUUCUAAGAAGGUUGAAAAUGAAAAAGCAGUUGCUGAUAGUAAUUCUUCUUUUAGUCAGUCUUUGUGUUCAGCUGCUGUUCCUGUUAAAGAAGAGACUGCUUCUUUCACUCAGCUUACUACAUCAACAAAACAAGAAAUAAAGGUAAAAGAUGAAGAAAGUAGACUUGUUGUUGAAAACAACUGUUCCUGUGCUAGGAAGGAAGAUGAACCUGAGUCUGUACUGCUUCAGAAUGAAGCCUGUUCUGUUCCUGACACCUGCAGUGAUACACUUUCAGGAGGCUCUACGCUUACUGUAAAAGAGGCAAGAGGAAUACCAAGUGACACUGAUUCUGAUGCUGAAGAACUAAGUCAAACGUCAGUCUCUAGUAAUAACAGCAGUGCAUCAGAAUAUUUUUCUGUUGCAGAAGACAAAAUAUCUGCUAGAGGAAAACCAGAGACAUGA